This is a messenger RNA of Mobula hypostoma (lesser devil ray), 1195 nucleotides long. Its product is annotated as beta-2-microglobulin-like. Bases 108 to 446 code for a protein of 112 amino acids. NCBI's taxonomy places the organism in Eukaryota, Metazoa, Chordata, Chondrichthyes, Myliobatiformes, Myliobatidae. The transcript has 4 exons. The record is from RefSeq and is a predicted model, not a curated record.
GCGGCCGGUUGUUUCGCAUAAUCUGAGGGUGCAAGCGCGAGUGAUCAGUUGCGGAGACCAAGAAGCGAAUUCCUUUCUAGUAGCUGGUGUGUGCCGUGUGUCCGAAAAUGAUGCUACGUGUUCUGAUCCUGCUCUCUCUUGGGUUGAUUUGUGUGGCGAAUGUAAGUUCACCACAGGUCAACGUCUACACCUACAAACCCCUCGUGACAGGUGAAGACAACGUUCUCCUUUGUCAUGCCAAGGAAUUCAGCCCACCCAACAUCAAGCUGGAAUUGCUGCAGGAUGGUCUUCUGAUACCAAACACAAAACAAUCUGACAUCAGCUUUGAACAAAACUGGAAAUUCAAAUUGACCAGUUAUGUUGAAAUCUCUCCCAAGGAAGGAGUGCAGUAUGCCUGCAGGGUGCUGCACAAUGGCGUUAACAAAACUGUUAAACUGGAAUCCUAAGCUGUUGCGCCACAGGCAUGAACACCAGCCCAACAGGAAUGGAUUGACUUCAAAAUUUCAUCUUUUCAACAUGAUCGCAUGUUUUGAUCCGGCUGUUAAAGUCGAAAAAAUAUAUUACAGUCUGUCUUUUUUGAAAUGAUAUGGAUGAUUUACUUUAGAUACAAGGCUCUAUGGUUCUAAUGUUUGCUCCUUAUUAAUUUUGCUGAUGACCAGUCAAUAUGUUUCUUAUUAUAGUUUAUUCGAAAUUAAAUUUUCCUUCCAUUUGCUGCAGAGGACUGGCCUGUAAGUCAUGGCUUAUAGAAGCAACUAGUAAUAUUCUUCCUCCUCCUCCUCCUCCUUCCCCUCCACUUCAUUCAAUAGUAUUUGAUCCAUCGACCCAUCCUAUGGAUUGUUGUACUCAUUCGCACACAGCAUGAUUUACAGCAACUCUAACCUGUGCCAGCCCACCCAGACCCAUUUAGUUUGGAAUCCAGGUGUGAUGCUGCUUUUGGAACAUCUCUGGCCAACCCUACUUGUGCAUCUUUCCUACAGUUCCCAUUCCACUUUGGUGACUUGCAGGACCGAGUUCUAUUUCUAGCUGUUGGGUUUUGUUAUUGAUCGAAGCAACGCGGGUGCAAUAUGUCGAAAAUGCUUUUUUAAAAAUCAUAGUUGCAUUAACUGCUCAGUUUUGUGGGGGGAUUUAUCAUUAGUGUUAAUUGGCUUUUUAUGUGUAAAUCACUGGAUAAGUGAAUAAAAUACAUUUUACCUUA